CUCCUGGAAGUUGUCAUGGAGAUAGACCCGUCCCAGGCGUCUGCUCUCGGGAUUGUUGCCAUGGAGAUCCCUGCUCGAGGUGAGCUCUCGGCAGUGCAGGAGGACGAGAGCAGCAAGCAACUAGGGUUCGAGAAGCGAAUUCAGGACCUUGGAGAGCAGCGGCGCCAAGGACCCCCUUUCAACCAAGGGAACUACUACAUGCUUAUAGUGAUAGGAGAGAUAGCGACAGACCACCAGCUGCAACGCGCUAGAGACCAAGUUGAGCGGGGGAUUCGCUCCUGGGACAUCAGCCUCAAGUCAUGUGACCUGGACCAGCAGCUGCAGCUAUUUGUGACGCGCCACUCCGCCCAGUUCUCUGCAGAGGUCAGAGGGCAAAGGACUCUCCACCACAAGAGUGAUGUCCUAGAGACAGUCGUGUUGGUCAACCCAUCAGAGGAUACAGUUGCUUCAGAGAUCCAGUCUCUAGUCACAGACUCCGCAGGACACAAACUCCUGGUCCUGAGUGGGCAGAACUCAGACCACGGUGACCUGCUUCUCCAAAGUGGGGUUUUCACCUAUAAGAGCUUCUCACAAGUCUUUGCUGAUCCUGGGGUCAGUGAUUUGCUGGGCGAAGCAGCCCCCAAGCAGCGGGCCACACUCACUGUGUCCUGCCGAUCGGAGGUGGGUUGGAGCUCUCUGGGUCAGCACCAGCACCUACGGGAGUUCCUCGAGUACAGACUGAACACUGAGCCUGUGCUCCCCAAGAUGGAGGGAGUCACAGAGUUCACGGAGUACAUCUCCGAGACGGUGGAUGUGCCUUCUCCCUUUGACCUCCUGGAGCCGCCCACAUCUGGAGGCUUCCUGAAACUGUCCAGGCCCUGUUGUUACAUCUUCCCUGGGGGGAGGGGCGACUCGGCCCUGUUUGCGGUCAAUGGCUUCAACAUCCUAGUGGAUGGAGGCUCUGAACGUAAAUCAUGCUUCUGGAAGCUGGUCAGACACUUGGACCGCAUCGACUCAAUUCUACUCACUCACAUUGGUGCAGACAAUCUGCCAGGCAUCAACGGGCUCCUUCAGAGGAAAAUAGCAGAGCAGGAAGAGGAGCAGUCACAAGGCUCAACCACCUACAGUGAUUGGAUGAAGAACCUGAUCUCUCCAGAGCUUGGUGUGAUCUUCUUCAAUGUACCCGAGAAGCUACGUAUGCCAGAAUCAAACCUAAAGGUCAAGCGCAGCAUCGAGGAGGCCUCCCUCACGUUGCAGUACCUCAACAAACUGGGAAUCAAGCCGGAGCCUCUCUGUAGACUGGUCAGCAACACUAUUGAGCCUUUCACUCUUUUCCAUAAGAUGGGGGUGGGCAAGUUAGACAUGUAUGUUCUGAACCCCGUCAAGGACAGUAAGGAGAUGCAGUUUCUCAUGCAGAAGUGGGCUGGUAACAGCAAGGCCAAAACAGGCAUUGUGCUCCCCAAUGGAAAAGAGGGAGAAAUAUCCGUACCUUACCUGACAUCAGUUACAGCAUUAGUCGUGUGGCUUCCUGCCAAUCCUGCCGAAAAGAUUGUCAGAGUGCUGUUCCCUGGAAACGCACCACAAAACAAAGUCCUGGAGGGACUAGAGAAAUUAAAGCACCUUGACUUCUUGCGAUACCCAGUAGCCACACAAAAAGACAUAGCCUCAGGGGCUCCUCCCUCUGUUGUAAAACAGACAAAGUUAAAGCAAAGGACAGACAGCAAAGAAAGUCUGAAAUCAUCUCCCAAGACUACAAAACCCCUUAAGAAAGAAGCAGAUGAUGAGGUAUCGGCAGUCACAGAGGCAAAGAGUGACUUUGUAAAGGAGAACAAGAUAGAGAAAAAAGAGAAGAAACUUAAAGAGAAUGAAAAACCCACAAAAAUAAUAAAAUCCAAGACUGAUGCACCAGAAAAGAAAAAACUAUUGAAGGAGAAAUCCUUGAGAAAACAUUCAAAGGAAAGGGCAUCCAAGAUGGAUGAGAAAAAAGACAAGGAAAAGAAAGAGAAAGUCAAGAAAGUUGACACAGCUAAAAAAGAAGAGAAAAAAGACUCCAAAGUUGACAAGAAAAAAGAUGCGUCAAAGUCAGAGUUGAGAAAGAUAACAAAACCUGACUUAAAACCCCUCACACCAGAGGUCAGAAGGACCCUGCACAGGGCAAAAGUGUCAAGUAAACCCAAAACCGACAAAAGCAAAGGCAAAGCGGCCAAGGCAGAGCCGGCUGAACCCAAACCGGAGGAACCAGCAGCAGAGAACAUUCAACCUGAGCCACUACAGAAUGGGGGUAUUGAGGGCAUAUCUGCUUCCUCCACUCCAGAGGAUCUUACCAAGGACUUUGAGGAGUUAAAACAAGAUGAGGUAUCAUCAGAGCCACCAGAGAGUGCAGUGGAGACACCAGCAGAGGAAAACAUGGCCGAAUCCCCUACCCAGGAGGAGGAGAAAGAACAGGAAACUGUCUCUAAAACUCCACCAGGCACAACGUCUCCUGAGAAGGGAGUAAUGGAAGUUGAAACUGAGUCUCAAAGCAAAGAGGACAAAUUAACACAAGAGCAUAAAGAAGAAUUACAAGCAGAGAAAGUGGAACUAUAUGAGGAUGAGGGAGCUGCAGUUGAAGAUGAGGAGGAGGAAGAAAAAGAAGGCCCGAUUGCAGAGAGGAAAACAUUUCAGGAAGAGGAAGAUAUGGGGAUAGGGGAGGAAGAAGAUGAUGCAAAAGAUGAUGUGAAGGAUAAUGAACUAGACAGGAAACAUGAGGUGGAGGAAAUGGAGAAAGUUGAAAAGCCCACAGAUAUGGCGGUAACAAAAGAGGAAAGCAGAAGAGCUUCAUCCCAGGAGGAGGAACAGGAAGAAGAUGGACAUGCUGUUGAAAAGGCUGAGCUGGAAGAGGUAGAAGUUCUAGACAUGAUAGCAGAUGAAGAGGUCAAAAUCAAACCUGAAGCGGGAGAGAAAGAAACAUUGGCCAAGAAUGGGGAAAGCAAAGCAGUUAAACAUACUCCUGGAGCUAAAGAGGAGGAUGAGGAAGAUGAAGAGGGCUAUGUGUCAAAUGUGGGAGGCGCUACCGUCGACAUAGUGUCAACACUGCAAGGAACUGCUGCAGCCGAGCCCAUCUCCUUCAUUCAAGACGAAACCAUUCCAGGCCACUCUGAAACUGAACAGACCAUCUCUGAUGAGGAAGUUCAUGAAGAGGCUGAUGACAGGAUACUAAACCUCCAAUAUGAAGUGGGUGCAUAUGACAUCUCUGUCCCAGAUCAGACAGGCUCCUUUGACACCAUCCAUGGGAUGAAGGAGAUGCAAGCAUCAGCUAUGGCUGAUGUAACAGCCAAAGGUUUUAUUUGUGGACAGGAGCAAGUAUCGGUAUUCACUAACAUCAUUGCUGCUCCCUUGGCUGAGGAGGAACAUGUUUCCUCAGCCACAUCCAUCACAGAGUAUGAUAAAUUGUCCUCCUUCCCCACCUCUAUUGCAGAGGACCAAUCAGUGGCCUCUGUCGCUACACCUCAGACUGAGGAAACAGGCAAAAGCUCUCUGCUUCUUGACACUGUUAAUAGCGUUCCCCUGGCAAUUCCAACAGAGGCCACACAUGGGAAAGAACAUUUACACUCUGCUGGGACCAUCUCACCAACAUCCUCCUUAGAGGAAGACAAGUACAUGAAGUCAGUUCCAUCCGAAGAGUGCCUGUCGGUUAUCUCUGAUUUGAAGACAGAGGCUAAGGUCAUCAAGACUCAUGAUGAAGAGGAAGAAGAUCAGGACCAAACUCCGAACAUGGACAUUUCACUUGGGGAGAGCUAUGCCUCCCCUCAAAUGCUCCAGGAUAGAGAUAGGGAUGUGGAACAGCUCCCUGCUUCUGAGGCUCCUGUCUCCAAACUUGUUCAGGAUUUGAAGCAGGAUCACCUACCAGUUGAGGAGGUACAACUCUUUAAGUCCAAAGAAGACAUCUUAACAGUGGUGCCUUCAAAACCCCUUUCACCCCCAACCUCUUUCUCAAAGCCUUUUAGGUCAGACUCAAUUACUUCGGAAGGUGAAGAGCGAUGCUGCAGUCCAGACGAUAGCACUGUGAAAAUGGCCUCCCCCACACAAUCUUCCCACCCCAGUGCAACCAGCUCUCCAACUCACUCUCCUCUUCAUCAGUCGCCUGUGGAGGAAAAGACCAAGGACUUCCCAGGACUGGACCAUCAAACACAGGGUGACCUUCAUGAUUCUGCCACCAAAACAGAGGAUAAGGAUGGAAAGAAAGAUCAAGCGGAAAAGGAAGAUAAAGUGGAUACGAAUAAAAAAUUGGAUGCUGACAUCAAGAAAGUUGAGUCGGACCUACUACCAUCGGUGGAGAAAUCAUUUCAAAAAGACUUGCCCAUUACAAAAGCGGAAGAAAAAGAUGGUCUCUCCCCUUCCAAAGGUGAGAUGGAACAGGAACCGGAGACAACUCCUCUUACCUCUGAGUCAGUCACAGGCAAAGACGAAGCUUCCAUAUCAGGAAAGGAAUCUCUGACAGUAGACAUUUCUAGUGGUAAGGCUAUACUCAAACACAGUGACGAGGAAGAUGAUGACCAUCAACAGAAAGAAUCCAAAGUGUGCAGUAAGGCUAAAUUCCCAAAGGGGAAGGAGAGUAGUUUCUUAGAUUAUGACGAUGGUGAGGAUGAUGAUAACGAUAAUGUAAAACCCAUCAAACAGGACAUGAAGGAUACAGAAAAAAAUGACACACAUGAGGCUAAAACUAUCAAGGAAGAGAAAGAGGAGAAAGAAAAACAAGAUGUGUUUGAAGCUGAAACCAUCAAGGAAGAAAAGAAAGAAACAUUUAAAAUUGGAACAACUGAAGCUACUACUGAAGCUGAGCCCAUCAAGGAAGAUAAAGAUGAGAAAGUGAAGGAAAAAGAUUACAUUCAUGAAGCUGAACCCAUCAAGGAAGAGAAGAAAGAAGCAGAAAAGGUUGGUACAACUGAAGCUGAACCCACCAAGGAAGAGAAGAAAGAAACAGAAAAGGUUGGUACAACUGAAGCUGAACCCAUAAAGGAAGAGAAGAAAGAAACAGAAAAGGUUGGUACAACUGAAGCUGAACCCAUCAAGGAAGAGAAGAAAGAAACAGAAAAUGUUGGUACCACUGAUGCUGAACCCAUCAAGGAAGAGAAGAAAGAAACAGAAAAUGUUGGUACCACUGACGCUGAACCCAUCAAGGAAGACAAAGAUGACAUUCAUGAAGAUAAACCCAUCAAGGAAGAGAAGAAAGAAACAGAAAAGAUUGGUACCACUGAAACUGAACCCAUCAAGGAAGAUAAAGAUGAGAAAGUGAAGGAAAAAGAUGACAUUCAUGAAGCUGAACCCAUCAAGGAAGAGAAGAAAGAAACAGAAAAGGUUGGCACAACUGAUGCUGAACCCAUCAAGGAAGAGAAGAAAGAAACAGAAAAUGUUGGUACCACUGAUGCUGAACCCAUCAAGGAAGAUAAAGAUGACAUUCAUGAAGCUAAACCCAUCAAGGAAGAGAAGAAAGAAACAGAAAAGGUUGGUACAACUGAAGCUGAACCCAUCAUGGAAGAGAAGAAAGAAACAGAAAAUGUUGGUACCACUGAUGCUGAACCCAUCAAGGAAGAUAAAGAUGACAUUCAUGAAGCUGAACCCAUCAAGGAAGAGAAGAAAGAAACAGAAAAGGUUGGUACCACUGAUGCUGAACCCAUCAAGGAAGAGAAGAAAGAAACAGAAAAUGUUGGUACCACUGAUGCUGAACCCAUCAAGGAAGAUAAAGAUGACAUUCAUGAAGCUGAACCCAUCAAGGAAGAGAAGAAAGAAACAGAAAAGGUUGGUACCACUGAAACUGAACCCAUCAAGGAAGAUAAAUAUGAGAAAGUGAAGAAAAAAGAUGACAUUCAUGAAGCUGAACCCAUCAAGGAAGAGAAGAAAGGAACAGAAAAGUGUGGUACCACUGAAACUGAACCAAUCAAGGAAGAUAAAGAUGAGAAAGGGAAGGAAAAAGAUGACAUUCAUGAAGCUGAACCCAUCAAGGAAGAGAAGAAAGAAACAGAAAAGGUUGGUAAAACUGAUGCUGAACCCAUCAAGAAAGAGAAGAAAGAAACAGAAAAUGUUGGUACCACUGAAACUGAACCCAUCAAGGAAGAUAAAGAUGAGAAAGUGAAGGAAAAAGAUGACAUUCAUGAAGCUGAACCCAUCAAGGAAGAGAAGAAAGGAACAGAACAGUUUGGUACCACUGAAACUGAACCAAUCAAGGAAGAUAAAGAUGAGAAAGGGAAGGAAAAAGAUGACAUUCAUGAAGCUGAACCCAUCAAGGAAGAGAAGAAAGGAACAGAAAAGUUUGGUACCACUGAAACUGAACCAAUCAAGGAAGAUAAAGAUGAGAAAGUGAAGGAAAAAGAUGACAUUCAUGAAGCUGAACCCAUCAAGGAAGAGAAGAAAGAAACAGAAAAGGUUGGUACAACUGAAGCUGAACCAAUCAAGGAAGAUAAAGAUGAGAAAGUCAAGGAAAAAGAUGACAUUCAUGAAGCUAAACGCAUCAAGGAAGAGAAGAAAGAAACAGAAAAGGUUGGUACAACUAAGGAAGAUGGUACAACCAAGGAAGUUGGUACAACCAAGGAAGAGAAGAAGGAAAAGGACAAAGAGAAAGAUGAUACUUGUGGGGCUGAGCCCAUCAAAGAGGAGGAGAAUGAGAAGGAAAAAUAUGAUACCUUUGAGUCUGAACCUACGAAAGAAGAAAAACAGAAAGAAAUAGGGAGUAUAGUCACUUCUAAAGACGAGCUAAGCUCUUGUAUCUCUACCUCUAAAGUGGAGCCAGCCUCAGACUCCACCACUACAGAAAAAAUAGAGCAAGAGAAAGAUAACUUUGUGGCUGAACCCAUGAAAGAUGAGAAGGAUGACACUUGUAAGACUGAUGCCAUCAAGGAAGAAAAGAUGGACAGAGAACAUCCUCUUCAGUCUGAACCAAUGAAAGAAGAGGAAAGAAAAAAAGAGAGAGAUACUUUUGACAGUGAACCGACUAAAGGAGAGCACAGAGAGAAAGAAAAGGAUGAUACAUGUAUGGUGGAAUCCACCACAGGGGGCAAGACAGAAAAAGACGACAAUACAUUUUUUGAGAUUGAAGUGAGCCAGGAAGAGAGGAUAGAGAAAGAUGAUACUUAUGUGGCUGAAUUCAGUAAAGAACAGAAGAUGGAAAAGGAGCAAGAAAAAGAAGAUAGUGAUUUCGAAGACAUCAACGAUGAGGAAAGAGAGGAAGAUAGAGAUGACAGUUAUGAAGCUGAUCCCAUAAAAGGAGACGAAAGAGCAAAAGAAAGUGAAACAGCUGACACAGUCAACUAUGAAAUGAGCGUGAAAGAGACAGGAAAAUAUGGUUCUCAUGAGAUUGAACCUACUAGAGAGGAGAAAUGGGAGAAAGAGAAAAAGGAGGUGCAAGAGAAAGAUCUAAAAGAGGCUUUACAACACAGCGUACAGACAGCAAUGAUAGAAAAGGUAGAGGUGACUUCUGCGACAAAGCUUGAACCUACAUUUCAGGUUCAGUACUCAGACGGAGAUGAGGAAGAUGAGGAGGAAGAUGAAGAGGAAUCCAUUUGCAUGGGUGGUGCAGGCUCAAGACCUUUAUCAGUGGAACCUAGACAAUCAGAACACGAGAUCAUCUCUCAAGACCUGCUUUCCACUCAGUCACCAGAGAAUGUGCUUAGUGACCAGACGAAGGACAGCCACUCUGAACAGACCACUGGGCUUGUGUCUACAUUACCAAAAUGGGAGACCUCUCCUGAUAAAGACCUCAAAGAGCAGCAUAAAGAGCGACAACAUAGACUCUCCCCUGAACUAGAAAAGGACAUCAAGACAACUGAGACCACAUCAGCAACCCAUCCCAGUCAAGAGUCCACCAUUGGUUUCCCUACCUUGAAACCAGUCUCUGCUAUGCCUACCACCAAAUUAGAGCCAGCCUCUGACUCCACCACUACAGACAAACAGUCUAUAGGUUCAACACUAUUAAGCACUGACAGCAAGGCCAGUGUGACGGUAUCCACCCAGCAUGAAACACUGCUGCUAUCUAUGACAACAAGCAAAGAAGCAUCUAAUACGGAUGAAAAGACAAAGCAUGUUUCUCCAAAAGAAGAUGAGAAACCAGGCAAGGAAGCUGAGAUGGAAAUUGAAAAAGAGCGGGGAGUUGCUUCCCCAGAGCAUACACAACCUUGUUCAUAUUUUGUCUUGGAUAAAGAUUCUGAGAAGGUUCCCGAGAAAGUGAGCCACGUCGAUGCCACAAAAGCAGACAGUACCUCUGAAACAUUGAAAGGCUUUGAGAAAAUAACAACGGAGACUGUCAGUGUGAGCUUGCAAGAGGACCAGGGCUUUGAUGUGUCUAAGUAUGAACCCUAUGAAAAGCCCAUUUCAAAAGAAAAGGAAUCAGACUAUAAAGAAGACCGUGAGGUAUCUAGAGAGUUUGAUCGGUCAACACAAAUUGGCAUUGAUGAUAAUAGGAACGUUAGCCAGGCAGAUGCUGGUGCAGCUGCAUUCUACUCAGAGGAUGAGGAAAAAGAGGAACCGCUGUCAUUCAGCAGAGUUGAUUACACCCCUCCACCUUUCCCCAAGAGCGAGAGAAGUCUCCAUUGCAGCUCAAGUGCCUUCACUGAACACGAUGACAAAGAGAAAGGUCAAGAGGAAGUGAGUGAUAGGAAGGAGGGGCAAUCUACACCACACGUGGAAAACAGCUUUAUGUAUAUAGAGACUCAAGACAACAAGACCACCCCAGCAGCAGAGCAAUACUCAUUUGCUUUCAGUCUCAAAGAAGAUAAACCUGAAAAAGUUGAGAAGGAUGAAAUGAAGGACAAGACUGGAGCAUCUCCCAGUGUAGAGGAGUAUAUACCAGUCCAGUCAGGCAGAAAGGAAACAGCCUCUUCCUCAUGGAGUCAAUCCAACACCGAUGCCCAAGCCUCAGCUACAGCCAUGCCCUUUGAAGACGUCCCUGAGAAGCAGACCACAGAGAAAGAGAAGGAAAAAGAUGAGCCAGUGAAAGACUAUAUGGAUUCAUCUGAUAGUGAGAGUGGGGACUCUCCCUGUGGUCGCUACUCACCAACGGAAAAAGACAUGUUACCUCAUCAAGCUUUGCCUAAGGAAAUGGACAAUCAGGCCACUGCUGCCCCCUUGGCCAGAUAUUCAGGACAGCUCCUAGACGAUAAUGUUCUUGCAUCUGAGUGCACUCAAAUUGGAAGCUCUAUCACCAGUAAAUCUACAAUGGGCCAUUCUGAGAGAGAAGGCACUCCGGACAGUGUAGAUAAGAGGCUACUGGUGUUGGGAGAGGAUUAUGAUGAUGAGGAAGAUGAUGCAGAAGAAGAAGCCAGUGAUCUAGAUGUGGAGAAGGGAGCGAGAGAGCAGUCUGAAAAAGAAAUCUGUAAAUCUAUAUUGGAUGAUACCACUACUUCUAAACGUCCUGUGACAAAGGAAGAGGACAAGAAGACCCUCUCACCCGAACCUGAACCCAGCCUCCUCAAAAAGGAGGAGCCUUCCCAUUCAAUGGCCACAAGCAGCCCUCCACCAGCAGAUACUGCAGAUUCCCUUUUGAAGAAUGUAGUUGGGGCCUCGCCACUCCAGUCUGGCAGUUCCACUGCAAUAGAACAAACAGGAUCUGGAGGAUAUCCUUCUGAAUCCUCAGAGUAUUCCGAGGACAGCCAACUGGGGUUAAAGGAGGAGAGGUUUGACAGUCCUGACCCCUCUUUGCCCACCAAGUCCAGUGAAUAUAAACAUUACAGUCAGGGAGACAUUGAAGCUGACAGGCAGAGAACCCCAGAUACCACUAGUAGAAAACCUGAGGAAGAUCCUUCGUGUUACCUCUCAUCUGCCUCAGCUUUUCUAUCAACCAGCCACCAGUUGGGGGAGGAGUUAGAGACCCCCGUCAGAAUGUCUAGUGGCCCCUACAGGACAGAUUCUGAGGGUGCUUCCUUUGAGUAUUCUUUAUUCAAAGACGAAGACUCCUCAGCCAUGCACUCAACCCUCUCAACCUCAGGGGUCAUGUUAAAGGAUGAGUACCUAGAGGCAUCUGAAAAGCUUACCUCAACAACUACAGCUACAUUCAGUCUGACAAAAGUCUUUCCAGUCUUAGCUACUCCAGCCAAAGACAUUACAGAACAAGACUCAUCAUCAAGCCCUGAGAUGGACAAGGGUCAAACCUCAGAGAACGUUCAUAAACUUGAGGGCACUGUUGAAACCAAAACCAUAACGUCUGCUGGAGCUUCAGAACCACCAUGUUCCCAGCUGUCCAAACCCGCUGAAACCAUAUCCACUUCAAGGGCUUUCUUUGAGGUUUCCCCAUUGCAAAGAGCUGAUUCUUCUGACAGAGAAUCCCAGGGCUCAGCGGUCAGCAAAGAGUCCUACACUUGCAAAAUGGAGGACAGUACUCUUCCAUGCCGCAUUGAAUGCCAGAAAUUUGCAGUGACAGAACAAGAAGAACGCAUGCUGUCCAUGGCUGAGACAUACAUGGUCACUAUUAACUCCAGUACAACCACAACAGUGUCCCAAUCUGAUGGGGUGACAAAACCACAGCAGUCAACUGAAGCCUCUUCCAACGGGGCUACUGAGGUUAGUACAAGUCCCCAAGAAGUCCUCAGUGGAGCUAGCAAAGCCUCUUGUGUCACAACAGCAGACCUGCCUAAAACAGAACAGAAAAAGGAGGAAAAAGAGACAAAGGAUGAGAAAGAUAUGAUGGCAAUGAAAGAGGAAGAAGUGAAGGAGAUCAAGGUAGAGACCAUAAAGGAGGACACCAAAAUGACAGAGCAGAAGGACAAGGAGGAGACAAAACAGAUGGACGAGAAGAAAGAGGUGGCUGGAGAGAAGGAAAAGGUAGAGGAGGAGGAGAAAGUAGAGGAAAAUAAGUUGGAGGAGAAAGAGAAAGACGGGAAGGCAGAGGAGAAGAAAGGCAAGACUGUUGAGAAGGAGAGUGAGAAAGAGAUGGAGAGGAAGGAGGGAGAGAAAGAGAAGGUAGAGGAUAAAAAAUCAGAGAAACAGGAAGAGAAGAUUGUCGAAAGGAGGAGGAGUAGCUUAUCUGACUGGGAACUCCUACAAGGGCCGGGCGCAUGCCCAAGUGCCCCUCCUCCAGGCUAUGAAGACGAGGAGGAAGAAGCGUAUGAAAUGGAAGAAGCAGAGGAAGAGUAUGUUCAAAAAGAAUGUGUAUCCACAGGCGAGCCCACCCCUCUGUCCACAGCAGAACAUGCCCACCAUACAAAGGCAUCUGCAAAAGCAGAUGGAGAAUCCAGUUGCCCCACUGACUUGCAUAUGGAGGCUACCUCCACCUCCCCCCCUGGCUAUACCUCAUGUGAAUUCAAACACCGCAAAGGGGAGAUCUCCCCAUCCUUCAUUAACCCCAGUCCACACGCCCUCUCCAGCGAUGAUGGCGAAGAGGACAAAGGGAGUGACCACUCUCCAGAGGGGGAUGAAGAUGACCGGGAGCAACACUCGGUCAAGAGGAGGUCUCACAAGCAGAAGCGACAGCACAUUCAAAGUGGAGCUGCUGGAGCUGGAGCGGGAUCGCACCCAGUUUCCAUGCCUCCUGGUGGCAUGGCAACUGGACUUGGGAUAGUGCUAGCUGGAGAGGAGACGCCCCCCACAUCAGCAAGUGACUCGUUGGCGUCCCAGUCGGACUCUGAUGUACCUCCCGAGACCGAGGAGUGCCCGUCGAUAACCGCAGAGGGGAACCUGGACUCUGACGAAGAUGCAGAACACCUGCCGGUGGAUAAACUAUCUGCCUCCGCCACAGGAGGGAGCACUCAACCCCCUUCGCCCAGAUCAGCUGCGAAGGCCCAUGACCCCCCACCUGCCCCCAUGAAGGAUCCGCUCCCCCACCUGCCUCACCCUGAUGUGUGCAUGGUGGACCCAGAGGCCCUCCCUGACAACCAGAGCAGCACAGAGAAAAUGCUCAAGAAGGACCACAAGACCACCAAGAGCCUGCGGAAGGGCCUGGGCAAGCCUAAGUCUGCGUCCCCAGCCCGGAAAGGGAAGCGGUCUACCACCCCUGCGAAGCAGGCCUCCAAGGAUUCCUCGCCUCGAUCGGUCUCUCUGAGGAGGAGGGAUACGGAAAGGAGCUCUAGGCUGACGUGGAUGUCCGAGGGCCAGGGAUCCAAGGUGGACCUACACGCUCCAGGGAAAGGCCUUGUGAAUGGCGUCAAGAGCAAUUUGGGUACCAACACCCAGAAAUCUAGUUCAGCCGUCCCCCCUGGUCCUCCAAUCUAUGUGGACCUGGCCUACGUGCCCAACCACUGCAGUGCUAAGAACGUGGACCAGGAGUUCUUCAAGCGGGUACGUGCUGCGUACUACGUGGUGAGCGGCAACGACCCAGCUGGUGGAGAGCCUAGUCGUGGAGUCCUGGAUUCCCUGCUCGAGGGAAAGGCCGCGUGGGGCUCCAAUCUACAGGUGACUCUGAUCCCUACUCAUGACACGGAGGUGACGCGGGACUGGUACCAACAGACACAUGAAAAACAGCAGGACCUGAACAUUAUGGUCCUGGCCAGCAGCAGCACAGUGGUCAUGCAGGAUGAGUCUUUCCCUGCCUGCAAGAUUGAGUUCUAAAUUCUGCACCGCUUGCUAUUUUACCCUCCUCCCCUCAUCACUCCAUAUUUGGCAGGUAGAGAGAGGUCCUUUGCUACUCUCUAUCCUCCCAAAGCCUUCUCUUCUGUCAGCUCUACAUUUUGCUCUCUCGUGGUGUAAGACUCCAUUGCAUUUGCUGUAGUCUUCGGUUGGUGUACUGGCUUCCAACUGGUCAAUGUCACCUGAGAACAGCCACCACUCAGGCAGAAACAUUGAUAUAGGGUCCAUGGUAGCUGUAAAAAAAGUGUGAGGUGCAUUCACUUCUAGCACGCUUUCGGUUUAAACAACAUACUCGCACGAUAAAACCACCUCUUUCUUUGAUCUUAAUUCAUUUUGCUUUUCACAAAUAACCUCCCCCAACACACACAUGUUGUGAUCAUCUGUGAAGAGGGUAAAUCUCAAUAGUUAUUUCAAAGCUUUCCAAUCAUACUGCACCCAAAUCCACAUCUAAAUGGGCAACACUUUCCAACCAACCAACCAGCCAUCUUAACAAUGUCAAACUCCCAGUCAAUGAAGACAGUGCACAGUUGUGCAGUCUUACUGAUCGUCGUGAACUCAAGAGAAAUACCCAACAAAAUGAAAUACAAUUAAAAAAUUGCACAUCCAGGAGGGCCAAAGUAAGUGCCAAAACACUUUUGAGGUGUUCAACAAUCUCCGAAAUAAGUCCAAAGCCUUUUAAGAGGUGAACAGUUAGUUGAUCUCAAUUGUACGCAGACUACGCACAAUGUUGUACGAUGGUAGUAUUUUUGUAAGUAUCUUAAGUUGAGGCUUUGUUUUUCGAUAUGAGACAUUAUUCCUGUUUGGGGAUAUUACGUAAGAUGCAGCUUUCUAUUCUAUAGCGUUUGGCUUUCUCAGUACUCUUAAUAACUAUGUCAACUGAUGUUCCAACCAAAAAAAAUGACUAUACCACAUUGCUUGUUGUGAAGCUUUAGGAGGCGCCUGAAGGUGCCACUUUUAUUGAAAGAACUAGCUUUUCUGGGUUAUUUCCCUCAGUGGCUGAAGUAUGACGCUUGCAUUUAGCUCAGACUCCUUCCUUGAAGAGGUAGAGGGUCCUUGACCGUGUGUCUAGUCCUUGCAGUCUCCAAGUAUGGAGUACAAACGUGUUCUGAUACCUAAACGUUUGGCUGGGUGUACGCUAAAGUGAACGUUAUACUGUAGGUGCCGGGCAAUGGGAUGGCAUUUCUAUAUUCACCAUAUUUCUGCUGGGCGUAAUGGUUCUUUCUAAAUAUCUGAAGUCCUUAUCGUCGUCUUUUGUCGGUUGCAUUAGAUGAAUACUCAAUUAAAAAAACAUACAGUAUAAACAUUAUAUAUUGAUCUAGGGAGAGAUUGUAUUAGAGGUAUGCUAUUUUGUGAUAACACAGCAGAGGAGGAUGUUAAAUGCAGUCUCCGUACAUUUUGACGUUUUCUCCCGCUUAUUUAUAUUGUACUUGUCUGUAUGAAACGAUUUGAUGAAGCGAUGGAAACUGCAAGUGGCCUUCCUCCGUGGAGAAUGUAGCAAUAGAGUCUAUUCCGUCCUUGUGAGACCGGGUUGUGUGGAGGUUGUGUGUGGGUGAUAUUUUGCAAAAAUGACUGCGGUGGUAGGCGGUCGCUCUCAUGUGCCUUCUGGUUUUCGGUAUUUUUGGGCAAGAGAGAAGGAUUAGAGAGGAGUAUGAUAAGGGCUUCCUCUUUCAUACUAGCCAUUGUGGAGCGGUGAACUUGGAUCCAGGGACAAGUCAAGAAACAGUGGAGGAAAUGCCACGCGGACAAAUCGAUAGUCGUUGUCCAGGGAUAUCUAGUUAGCCUAAUAUCCAUAUGGAUGGAUGCUGUAUACGCACAAGGUUGGUAGGUGAAAAGCUAAUUAGCCAGCUUAGCCAGCACAUUUAGAUUCAGUUACUGAUAUGCUGGUCAGCAUUUGUCCCCUAUCUUAAAGUGUCACCCAGCAAAUGUAUCAAACAAUAACAUGAUGAAAGAGCAAGUUAUUGCACCAAGCAAGAAUGCACUUUUCCAGAGGGGGGUUUAGAAGUGGGGCUGCGGUUCUAGUGAGAGAAGCACCGAAAAUAUACAAUUAUCAUUCUUUACCAUAAUGUGAACUAUGGUAGCGUUUGAUUUUAGGACAAGUACCUAGCGAAAGUACUCCAUACUGUAUGUAAAUAAAUCAAUAAAAAAGACUUGUUCUUCAGAAUGAUUUCUUAAUUGAAGAGGUAAAAAAAUAUUUAAAAAAUAACACCGGUAGCUAUUUAUCUAGUUAAAAAAACAAAAAACGGACUUUUCAACCCUAAGAAAAUAUUUAUCAGACGAGCAUGAAUGUGAUGUUGUUGAUUGUAGUGGGUAGAGAUGUGGCAAUGUGUACCACAGUCAAGUAGCAUUAAGUUGUGUGUUGAAGUAUGUGCAUGAGUGGUACACACGGAGACAGGGUUGGGUUUUGAAGAUGCAUCAUAGUGUUGUUUUGUUUUUUUAAUGCCGAGUUAGCCAGUGCGGUGUGUAUUUUUUGUUGGUUAAUCGGGAGGUGGAGCUUCUUAAAAUUGUCGCACUGUUCAUUGGAGCUCAUUACAAGUCUGAUUCACAUUAAAUUCCAUAGAGCUUAGUCACUUUUUGAUUAAUGUUAUAUUGUUUUCUUACAUUUUGAGGAGCUUUUGUUUUGGUAGUUGUAUUUAUCAAAUUCAUUUACAGUUAUGUAUACAUGACCAGUAUUAGAUUUCUUUAUUUUAAAAAAAAUAAUGUUUUUCAAUAUCAGUUACAGUACAUGUAGGACUAACACAACUAUGAAUGUCUCUUUUGUUUACAUUUCUUAGAUUGUAUUUUCAAAAAGAUUACUGAACAUUUCUUUUAUAAUAAGCGUCUGAUUGUCAUAGAUUAUUAUUAUUUUUUUUUUUUUUUGCUUAGUGAUUCUUAAAAUGUAAUGUGUUCUUUAUUAGAACUGCUGAGUUGUGUGUUUGGGGCUCCUGAGUUGAGGUCAGAGAGAGUGGACUGAGUAGGGCAAACUGGUAUUGCUGGAGAUACUGUCUCUGACUCAUAGUCUGCUGCAGAAUCCAAGACUGCAGACAGACAAGACAUCGACCUGCAAGGGGAACACUCUCUCCCUCUACCGGACUCAGAACCUAAACAGUCUCCUCUUAUAAGCUGAAACCAUUAACCCACAGUCUGCAGCGAUCUUGCUCCUAGCCUGGGAAGGAUGCCAUCCUUGUCCUUUUGUUGAACUUACUCAAAUGUGCUUGAAAAUACUGUAUUGUAAGCUGAUAUAACAGUAUGCAGGAGAGCCUCCCCCCAGGUCUGUUCUUAGACCGGCAGCAGAGCUAGCCAGACUCGCGCAGCUCUGAGUGAAUGUUUCCUUUCAGUAUUAUUAAGAUACUCAAUGUGUAAGCUACAGAUUUAUUAUGCACUGCGAUAGCGUUGAUAUGCAUGUCAUGUUGAAUACUGUUUAGAGUCACCUAGGUUAGAGAGAUUGAGGGCAUGUAUGAAUCAAAUGUAUCAAUACAUUGAUCAAGCAAUCAGCCCAGCCGGCAAAACUAGGCAAUAUAACGUCCUAUUUGGUUCUUAACUGUUUUUUUUCUGGUCAAGAAUACAUCAUAAGCUAAUCAGAUUCCAACCAGAUAAAGACGUUUUUCCCGGAUGAUAAAUUACAUACCCCAGGAUAAAAGAGGCCACACUAAGCCUAUGAGAGGUUGUCAGUGAAGGUACAAAUAUAUGGCCUUGGAUAUUUUACAAUAUGUUGCAAGGGUUUCUAAACUGAACUGAUCAAACUAUACGGCGGUGUACAGACCUAGUACUGUAUGGGUGAGGGAAAUCGGAACCAGGGUCAAGAUGCGCUGUUUAACCUAUAUAUUGUAUGGCUUUUCUGAGUGGUCUGACAUGUUGUAUUGUCCUGAAGUCUGAGUUUGUUUUUAAUUGUGGUGGAGAAAUCUUAGUGGCUUGAUUUCAAAUACACGGCCUUUAGGAUCAUGCCUCCUGGGGCCUUGGCAGAACGCUGUGAAACUCUCAAUACAAAAAUAUAUACAACAAAUAUGACUUUGCAGGAGCAGAAUGAUCUAAACCUGAAAUAAUAACACUGAAUGUAGGGUUGGUAUUAUUUAUGGGUUGCACCUAGGUUACUCGGUCGCGUCGUUGCCAUUGUUCUCAAUGUUCUACAAAUGCCGCAGCAUAUUGAUGUCCGACUGAUGCUAAAUUAAUGCUCAGUCUUAUCUGGACAGGGGCUAAUGACUUCCGUCAAAAUUACACUAUAGUGGCCUGGAAAUACGAUGACAUUGGUAGAGUAAACAUAUAAUGAUUUGAAAACAACUUUGCCAUCAUUAUGUCGUCUAGUUGACUUUACAGAGAUGGCAAUGUUGCGAUGAGCUAGCAAAGUUAGUCAGAAAUAGCUAGCAAUGCUAACUUUAGCUAGCAAAAAAUGUCAGUGCUCUCCCCUCAAUCCUAACUUUGCUAUAGUUAUACUGCAUCCGAAGUCAAUCUGGCGACAUCACAAUGACGACAAAAAGCUUGUCCUACUCCUUUUGAAAUGUCAUCGUGUUUUCAAGCCACAGAAAUGCACUUAAGACUAAAUCUUCAUCAGUAUCCGUUGAGACUGCAUUAAGUAGAAUUCUCAGCUGGGCAUCAGUCCUAAAAACGUACAUUCAAAACAAUAUGGUAACGAAACAUGCAAACCAUGAAUUUUUUUAAUUUACAUUUUAUUUUACCUUUAUUUAACUAGGCAAGUCAGUUAAGAACAAAUUCUUAUUUUCACUGACGGCCUAGGAACAGUGGGUUAACUGCCUGUUCAGUGGCAGAAUGACAGAUUUGUAUCUUGUCAGCCCGGGGAUUUGAACCUUUCGGUUACUAGUCCAACGCUCUAACCACUAGGCUACCCUGCAGCCCCGGCAUUGAAUACUCAAUGCUUUUGGAUUUAAAAAAACCGAAUGCGAAAUCAGUGGAGGAUAGCCUAAGGAAGUGAUGGACUACUGUAUUCGGAUUUAAUUUCUAGAACAAAAGUUGAACUCAAAAUGGAUAUCUCGUUUUUAUCCAUAUUGCAGUGGCUGUUGUUUAAUUUUCAGUUAUGUCCAAGAGGAAAAAACUGUGAUUUCCCGACAACACAAACAGUUGGUGUCCAAUACUUACAGAAACACACUUACAAAAUAACACAGAAAAAGUACCAACAGCAGCUUUUUCCUUUCCUGAAUAUGACUUGAAAACAUUGAAACAAAAACAAUUAAAAGUUAAAUGAAUGAUACAUGUACAUUCAUGUGCAGUACACAAAAUCAAAAUGGACAUGUUAUGAAACAUAUGAUCCUUCUUGUUAUACGUUCACAUGUUAGAGGAUUUGAAUCAAGCGUAUCAAAAUCCUAGGCAUUGAACAAAGAAACAGUCAAUGCUGACUACUGUAAAGUACAGAUGAAAAACAACAAAUAUAUUUCAGUUCCAUCUCUCUCAUUACGAAACAAUGAAGUCAUUUGAACACAAGUUCUCUGUCAUUCUCCCAUCAUCUCUCUGCAUGUGAACUAUUUAGUUAUUAUCCUGAAUGUAAUAAUUGAUUAACGUGGAAAUAAAUCAAGAAAUGCUCUCUUAAAACCGUAUAUUUGAAACAGGCGAUUGUUUAACUGGUAUUGGGAUGGCAUAUACUAUUACUGGGCUCUGCUUUACUGUUUUUCCCUAAGAUGUUGUUGUUCUAAGAAAAACGCUGUACUACUGUAGGUCUUCUGUUUUUGCAGCUGUAUUAAUCAUAGGUCUGUUACUAUCUUCAGUGCAAUAUUCUCGCGCUCUCUCUCUCUCUUUAAAUCUAAAAUGCAAAAACUAGAACUACCGCAGAUUCAUUGUAAAAGGGAAACAGCCUGGUGAUGACAAAUAAAAAUACAUUUAUUGAAAUCAGA
Messenger RNA from Oncorhynchus mykiss (rainbow trout), 18323 nucleotides. RefSeq lists its product as uncharacterized. The record is from RefSeq and is a predicted model, not a curated record. Gene Ontology annotation, biological process: axonogenesis; regulation of microtubule depolymerization; microtubule cytoskeleton organization. Lineage: Eukaryota; Metazoa; Chordata; Actinopteri; Salmoniformes; Salmonidae. Gene Ontology annotation, cellular component: microtubule; neuronal cell body; cytosol. Gene Ontology annotation, molecular function: actin binding; microtubule binding.